Messenger RNA from Phalaenopsis equestris, 697 nucleotides. Its product is annotated as replication protein A 14 kDa subunit-like. The coding region runs from base 224 to 550 and encodes 108 amino acids. Gene Ontology annotation, molecular function: DNA binding. Gene Ontology annotation, cellular component: nucleus. The transcript has 2 exons. Gene Ontology annotation, biological process: DNA recombination; DNA repair; DNA replication. The record is from RefSeq and is a predicted model, not a curated record. NCBI's taxonomy places the organism in Eukaryota, Viridiplantae, Streptophyta, Magnoliopsida, Asparagales, Orchidaceae.
UCUAUGUAAACUUUUCACGUUGAUUUGUAGGCUGUUUGUUGGGUGCUUUGGCGGUAGAACGAUAUUUUUCCCGCCGAUGGGAUUUCGCGGCGGACCAAAACCCUAGCGGAUUUAAACCACCUGCUCUAGUCUCCUUCGCAGUUCUUCACUCCGUCUCCUCUGAGUCCUCUCGCUUGUUUCUUAAUUAGGACAGGCCAUUCAGUUCGAUCACUCUGGAGAACCAAUGGAUACGUCGAGCCCUGCAGUGUUCGUGAACGCGGAGCUUCUGAAGAUGCACGUUGGCAGGCGGGUUCGCAUUGUGCUACAAGUAACGAGGAUCGAAGGCGGCGUUAUGAUUGGACAAUCUACUGAUGGCCAGCAGCUAACGGUGAAGGGGGCCGAUCUGCAGAGCAUCCCUCUCCCCCACUACGUCGAGGUUAUCGGAAUCGCCGACGGCAAUCACUCCAUCCGUGCCGAAAUAUGCACCAAUUUUGGCGAAAAUUUUGAUGCUGUUUCUUAUAAUGGGCUAUGCAAACUUGCCAAUGGAAAAUUCAAGAGCCUGUUUCUUUGAUGACCUUAUCCAUUCUCCUGGUAAGUUGUCUCAAGCUUCCUAAUAUAGUUUCAUGUAGUUGAGAAGUUCAAUCAGCAAUUUAAAUCAUAUAUUUUUAAUCAUUGAAACCCUUUUGAAUUUUAUAAUCUUUGGAUAUAUGAUGCUGCA